AUGCUCACCAAAUUCUUGUUCCUCGGUCUAGCCAGCCUUACUUGUGCUGUGUCAGUUAAACAUCCCCAGAAAUCACCAAAACCAUGGUCAACUUUUGCAGAGAAUGUCAUCUUCCAGCCUGACUCCGAUCACAGUAUUCUCUAUCCGCGACAGGUCGAACUAUCCGAUGGAAGUCUCCUUGCGACAGCCUCGUAUGCAGGGGAUGAAACUCCAUAUUUCCCGAUCUUUCGAAGUGCAGAUGGUGGUGCUACCUGGACCUGUAUCUCCAAUAUGACAGACCAGGUCAAUGGACUAGGAAUGGCGGCUCAGCCUGCGCUCGCGGAGAUGCCAUUUGCUGUUGGUGACCUCCCGGCCGGCACAGUUCUAGCCAGUGGAAACAGCUGGGGAAAUCAGAGCACCAACAUCGAUUUAUAUGCUAGUGAAGACAAAGGUUAUACGUGGAAGUUCAUCAGCAAUGUGGCGACGGGCAGUGGACCGGAUACUACAAAUGGGAAUCCAUGUAUUUGGGAGCCAUAUAUUCUGUUUUUCAACCACACAGUUGGCGUGUUUUACUCUGAUCAGCGUGACCCUCUGCAUGGCCAGAAGCUUGCUCACCAGGAAUCGACCGAUUUGGAAUCCUGGGGCUCCGUAAUAGAUGAUGUGGCAUAUCUCAACUACACUGCCCGUCCUGGAAUGACGGUCAUUUCAUAUAUUCCACCAUUGGAGAAGUGGAUUCUGGUGUACGAGUUUCCAGGAGGAGAUAGCUGGUCUGGGGCAGGCUAUCCAGCCUACUAUCGAUUGUCUGCUAGUCCAUUUGACUUCCGCUUUGCCUUCGGCUACCCAAUUGCCGUAGACGGAAUACAGCCAAGCUCGUCUCCUUAUGUCGUCUGGUCUCCCGUUGGAGGUGUCAAUGGAACCAUCAUCGUCAGUGACGCUGAUCAUAGCAGCAUUUUUACCAACCGUGCCAACGGUCAGCCUGAUCAGUGGGAGAUUCAUGCCACACCACAGCCAGCAGCAUAUAGCAGGAGCCUACAUGUGUUUGCAAAGCAUCCCGAUCACUUGAUGAUACUGGGUGCAGGUGUGUUUGAGGAAGAAGAGAAUUCCCCACUCUAUCUCAGCGUUGUGAGCUUAACAAAGACCUUGAGGCGGCCUGCUGGUAAUUAG
Messenger RNA from Penicillium griseofulvum, 1143 nucleotides. Its product is annotated as sialidase family protein. The transcript has 2 exons. The record is from RefSeq and is a predicted model, not a curated record. The coding region runs from base 1 to 1143 and encodes 380 amino acids. Lineage: Eukaryota; Fungi; Ascomycota; Eurotiomycetes; Eurotiales; Aspergillaceae.